CGUUCGCGGGGCCGGAAGGGCGUUUCCGGAAGGGCGCGUCCCGCGAUGAGGGGGCUGCUGGCUCGGGGUGGUGGAGCGAUGUCCCGGAAGGGAAAAGGAGCCGGGAAGGGCCCCGCGGAGCCGGGAGCCGCCGCGGGACCAGUGAUGGCUGCGGGCAGCGGUGUAAGGGUGGCGGUGCGCGCCAAGCCCGGCGCCCGCUGCAGCGCAGUCACAGAUGUGACAGCUGAGGCAGUAGGUGUAGCUAUUGCUGCACCUCCGUCGGAGGGAGAGGCAAAUGCAGAGCUGUGUCGCUACCUCUCUAAAGUGCUAGAAGUGAAGAAGAGUGAAGUUAUUUUAGAGAAGGGUGGUAAAUCGCGUGAAAAAGUGGUGAAGAUUUUGGCAUCGAUGACACCAGAUGAGAUUUUAGAAAAACUGAAAAAAGAGGCUUCCAGCUGACCUGAAACAAGAGCUGGAAAUGGGACAAUGCAUUUUGGUAAACGGGCUGAUAUUCUUUCUUACGUAAAUCUAGUCUUCAGUAAUGAAUACAGAUACUUCUCCCCUUCACUGCCUCGUUUUGUUAAUGUCACUGUUGUACAGUUGAAGUUUUUGUGUAGAUUUGGUUAGCCUUUGCUGAGGCUCCAUAUCUGCUUUUGUCACUAUAGACUUUUUUUUCCCCUCUGGAGAAUUUCCUGUUUGUGAGAUUGAUCCUCCUUCCUGGUCACUAAAGGCAUGGUUUGGAAAACUUGUUUCUUAUUGAAACAAAUUUGGUUAAUAAAUUGAAAGGCUUGGAGUGACAAUGUGAAACGUGGUACAGAAAGAUGAGUCUGCCUGAGUGGUGAAGACCCUGGAAGAACCUUCUUUUCUGUCUAGCGGCAGGUACUGGGUGUGGUUUUCCAUGAUGUGCACAUAUAUACAUCUAAAAUAAAUGUAUUUGAGGCCAAUAAUCUGUCAUUGAUUGGGCAAGCUAAAAGCAGAAUCACCUGAAUCAAACCCAGAAGUUUGCAGUAUGAAAAACUGACCCAGAACCUGGUAAUUGCGUAUACGAUGUUGCUUUGUGAUAGUCUGUAUUUAGUUUCCUGAGAAGUAAAGAUGCAGUCUUGUAUUUUUGCUCAAUGUAUGUCAAAUGUAAUGAGUGUUUUUAAUAAAAGGGGCA
This is a messenger RNA of Cuculus canorus (common cuckoo), 1132 nucleotides long. RefSeq names its product chromosome 12 C15orf40 homolog (gene C12H15orf40). Lineage: Eukaryota; Metazoa; Chordata; Aves; Cuculiformes; Cuculidae. Gene Ontology annotation, cellular component: cytoplasm. The coding region runs from base 46 to 435 and encodes 129 amino acids. The record is from RefSeq and is a predicted model, not a curated record. The transcript is spliced from 4 exons.